AUGCUGCAAAACAUCUAUCUCUACAGCGAGUGGAUGAAGCACAUGCACGAUGCAAAGUGGCCAGGUCUCUACACGACCAUUAUACGCCACUUCCUGUCUGCCCAUGAGCACCAAAGAGCUGUUCAGUGGCACGUGCGCCUGUUUCCAAAUUUCGACCCUGGUGCCGGCGAAUUCCUCAGCAUACUACGGCAAUUCUCGCACGAUGAAGAACUUUACCAGGCUUCGACAUUGCAAGCGCUUUACACGAUGAGCCCGUACCGCCCAAUGUAUGACAGUAUGGUGCCUUAUCUCUACAACCAGGGCAUGUCCAAACUGGCAACUAGAUGGCGCAACGUAUUUGUUGCCCACAACGAUCUGCCGCAGCAACUAGCAGCAUCAAGACCAUUCCUGCGGUUCUUGGCUGGCUAUUUCCCACACCGGCGACUCUCUCGCGAGGAGCGCAGCCGUAUUUCAGCCAAAAUAGAACGUGGGGAGGAACAACCAGAGCUUAGUCGGGAGCUUGUCAAUCGGGUCCAUGGGCACACAUUCGGCAUCACCGUCAAGAACUACAACGACCAUCUUGGAGCACGUUGGUUCGCAACUUCCUGGGUAUCAUUAGACACAGCCAUAUCAACAGUUGCCGCGCUUGGCAUCGAGAGGAUUGGGCCUCUUUCACUACAAUCCAUUGCCACACGUGAGGGCACUCCGGAGGGACUCCUGGGACGCAUAGAGCAGCUCCGUGCUCAUGGCAUUGGAUUGCCAGUGAGAAACUAUGCCAAGCUGCUUGUGUAUUUUGCGGAGCACCAGCUCGAAGACAUGUACACAAGCCUCAUGCGUAGCGAUUUCCAUCCAGACGUCUGGGAUGACAUCCCUCUGCAAAACCGUCUCAUUGAGACAGAGUCAGAGACCCUUGACAUCAGAGCCUACAAGCUACUUUUGUCUGCGAACCACUACAUUCUGCAGCAAUCAGCCAAGGAUACCGCCAAUGCUCUUGUCGAAGCACACUUUCAAGAACGGGAAUGGCGGAAUUUGUUGGCUGUUUUGGAAGACAUGGAGGCGAUGGAAGUUGGUCUAGACAGGGCUCGUGCGAGGAUGAUCUUCCACAACCUGCUUGAAGACAUUCCCCGAGACGCCGAGCUGCACUCUGGAAAAGUCGUAGAGUCGGUGGACUUCUACCUUGCGACGUGCAAGCAACUUGCUCGUAUGGAGACACCCAUCCCAUCGAGAUGUUGGGCUCGCAUCAUGCGCUACUUUGGGCGGGCGGGCCGACUGAACGACCUCGAGGAGCUGACUGUCCAUCUUGUCGACGCGUACAUGCACCCUCAAUCGCGCAGACCAGGUUUCAUACCUGUCCAUAUGGACGACCUCCCGCAAUCCAUGCGAAAUGCGUUCCGCAGUGUAGAGGGAAUUCUUGGCAUGUACGUGCCUAAAGAUCUGCCAGCUCAAAACCCGAUGCACCCUUUGCGGCAGAUAUUCAGCGCGAAAAUGAUCAGCGCCAUGGUCAGGUGGACUUUUAGCACAACCUUUUCCCACUAUCCGGCGAGCACAUCUCGUCUUCAGCGAGGCACACCUGGCUUCGGCCGGCAACACUAUGCCCGUGUCGUGAAGCACUUACGACUACUCAAGGAUCGCGGAUUGUGGCUUGACACGCCACAUCUUAUGCGUCGGAUUGUUGUGCGACUAUCGUAUCUUUAUGGGUCUGGAAGCCCGGUCAAUCCGAGAAUCGAGCGUGCCAGGGCAGCCAACACGGUGCCGUUAGCAGCUAUGAAAGCGCUUCUCGAUCAGGCCUGGGGCGAAGAGCUGCUCCCACCCCUAUCCGAGCUUCGUGCUCAAAUUGACCGACUAGACCAGCGGAAAGCUGGCUCUCAGGCAGAUGUACACUAA
Molecule: messenger RNA, 1863 nt
Organism: Microdochium trichocladiopsis
Lineage: Eukaryota; Fungi; Ascomycota; Sordariomycetes; Xylariales; Microdochiaceae
Exons: 1
Coding region: 1-1863 (620 amino acids)
Source: RefSeq, a predicted model, not a curated record